ACUAAUGGCGACCUGGUAAACUUAGGUUAUGAUCUAAUGGUCUAAUGGUCUUCCUGCUCACUGAACUAAUGCAUGCCCCCGGGGAAGUGUACCUGGGAAGACACCCUCCGCACCAGUGACUUUCAGAUGUCGAAUUAAGUUUCGAUUUUAAAAGGUCUUUUUGUUUGUUUUAAAUGAAGACUGCGAUCACCUCUUCGGCGCAUACCUUGAUCCACGCGGCAUGAGUUUGUGUGUCUCUCUAGCGUCUCGCUCUGUCUGUAGUAGCACCUUUUUUUUAUACAUAUAUAUAUUUCUACGAGAAUCGAAUCGAUAUUAUUCUUUUAUUGCUUAUUUUGUUCAUUGUGAUCUUGUUCUAAGGUGAUCAGUGAACUAUUUAUAGAGUUAUGGGGACGACAUAAUUAAUGUGCAAUUGUUAUUUCACAUGAACUUUUUCCUUAUAGUUUGGAAACGUAAAUUACUGGUUCGUAUUACACGGCCAUACACUACAAGAUCAUAGCUGACAUUUGGCAAUGUCUCAUUGUAUCAGAUACAAAAUAUCUGAUAACAGACGAUGUUAUCAAUCACAGCAGAUGAAACCAAUUUGUGUACCGGCAUGCUCUAGGCAGAUAGACAUUCCAUGCAGAGAUACUGCCCCGAUAAUACUGGACGUAUAGAGCGACUUGAACCAAAAAUUAGAUAAAGUAGAAGAGCUAGCUCACGCUAGACGCUAGAUCUAAAAUUUAUGUUGCUAAAAUCUCAUGGGAAUUUCUCAAGGCUAAAAGAAAGCCAUCAACAUGCCGGAAUAAUGUGACCACUCAGGUGGUGCAGCCUGCAGCAAUGACCACAUCAGUUAGAGCAUGUAUAUCUUGAGGCUGGUCGUGCUGUCCUUACUUAUAAUUCUGGAGGGCAGAGGAAACAGUUCAAACCCUUGUGUGUGUAUCAACUCAAAAGAAAAACAAUCUUUUCUCAAACGUAUCCGACGAUUGGAAGAAGCUGCAAGAAGAGGGAACUGCCCAUCUGGUUUCAUACGCUAUAGUCGCUACUGUUACCUGUUUGUGAUGGCAGAGAGAUCCAGGUCACACUGGGGAGGUGCCAAGGAGUACUGCCGGGAGAAAGGUGCCAACUUAGUCACUCUUGAUGGAUCCAAUCAAGAGCGUUUCAUCACCAACUAUUUUAAGACCAAUUUUAAAAACAAAGAAGAAGAAUACAAACUGUUCACUGGACUUAUCUUCACUGACCAGAAAGCUUUGUUUCCCUUUGAUCCAUUGCAAGGACACCAAGACAAUCGUGGUACAAGUUUAGAAGGAGACUCGCUAAGAUGGUCGUCUACUCAAGCAGCUGUUAACAAUACUAAUGUCCACAGCGUGUCAUUGACUAAAGGCCCAGUGGCCAAAUGGUCCCCGCCAAAGAUUCAAGGCCACAUCAUUAUUGGUCCUGAAUAUUUGUCUUGUGUCGUUCUCAAAUGGAACGUGGAUCAUUUUGAUUGGCGGUUCAACAGCUGUUGGGAGGAAAAACUUCAGUUCAUCUGUGAAGCGAGACUUGGAAAACACAAGAAACGGAAGUCUAAGAAGCGACCAAAGAGAGACGCAGACGACAAGUCGUCGCCAUUUGGAAACACGGAUGACGACAUUAGUGAACAUUUACUUGAUUCUGACACGUACGAAGCUGAUGAAGAUUUUGUUUGGAUGGAUGAUAUCGAUGAUAUCCUCGAUGAAGACGCAGACAUGGAAAUAAGUGACUUGGAAGACGAUACUGACUGACGUCUGUUGGACGAGUUUAUUUUCUUGACCAAUCCUAUUGGUUCCACACAUUCUUCUAUCGAGUUUUUUGUCCAUGAAGUGUCUUGCUUGAAAGUACAACACUCUAAACGCAAUAACUGCACGUUAAUGUUUUGACCAGUUUAAGUUACAUAAUAAUGACAAUCAUUAUGAAGAUAAAAAUUUCUUUCAACUGUAACAUCAAAUCAGAUAUAUUUUUUUUUCUUUUUUUGGAAUCUGAUUCAAUGAACCCUCAGCUACAACAAAAUAAACUUCACACGCGAGACGAUACAUAGAUAUACUAACUACAGAAGUGCAGAGACAACUACCAAUGUUUAUGUCGAAGCGAUCAGAUAGUAUGCGGUUGCAACUAUUCUUCGUAUUUUAAAAUGUGUAUGCACUCUUUGACUUACAUAGGCUAAUGUGCCUAUACAGUACACACACACAAAAAAAAAGAAUAAACUAAAAAAAGCAUAUAUACAUAAAAGUACUACAUAUUUAUCCAUGUCCAGUGGGCCAUUAAAUGGUCUUUAUGGAAUUAUCCGUCCAUGGAAAGAAGAAGAAAAAAUAGUGGCGUCACGUGCCGUGAUGACUUGGGAGUGCAAGGGUCAAAACCAUAAAGACUUCUAUUCUAAAGGAGAAAAGUUGCAAAAUAUUUUGUGUUGCUAAUUACAAUUUCAGUGAGAGAGAGAAUUUUGCUUUAACAGCAUAGGAGGAAGCGAUUGUAGCUCUAGUAGACCUAGACCAAAGAAUAUUUUGCUUAGAUCUGGAUCUAGCGGGCCUAGACAAAAAUACUUAAGUGCUAGCUCUAGUAGACCUAGACCAAAGAAUAUUUUGCUUAGAUCUGGAUCUAGCGGGCCUAGACAAAAAUACUUAAGUGCUAGUUCUAGUGGACCUAGACCAAAGAAUAUUUUGCUUAGAUCUGGAUCUAGCGGGCCUAGACAAAAAUACUUAAGUGCUAGUUCUAGUGGACCUAGAUAGGUUCUAGUUCUAGUGGAUGUUCGUGUAAGAUUAUUUUGUUGAAAGAGAGUGAAACAUUUGCAGAACUAAAUCGUGAAACUAGAACAAUGUGUUGUGGUGGAUUAUAAUCUCAUUGAAUUAUUGAAUUCGUUUUCUUAGUCUUGUUUCUAUUCUUAGGGCCUAUUCUUUAUCUUAUUCUUUGCUUUAUUAUUAUUGUUGUUGUUUUUGGUUAAAGCCAUUGAACUGGUACUGUUUUUGUAGAUCAAGAUGUGAAUAAAUGUCCCUUAUAAGUCUAAUAUGUUAGAUAUCAAUGAUUUGAGUGCCACAGAUCUGACAGGCAAUGACAUUAUUGGCUCUAAACUAAAUUGUCCAAAAACAAACAUUUCAACUAGUUACUUUUAUCAUACCUAUCAAAAUAGUUUUGUUUUGCUCUGUCAGUAUGUGUGCGUUAAUCGAUGUAGAUGAGUCAGAUUUCAAACAAAAAUAACUAUAAAUAUUUAUUGCAAUUGAUAGAGUAAUGCAAUGCCAGCUUUGUACAAAAUUUAUUUCGGAUUGGGUGAAACAAUAAAAACUAUCCUAAAAUGAUGAAAGCAAUUACAAACAUCGUGUAACUACCGAAUAGUAAUGUUUUUAAUAUGCAGAAGGGGAAGACUGGUGUAAAAAUGUUAUGUCAUUGCAAAGUAAACUUGAAACAUUGCAUCUGAGUAGCCCAUACAAAUAAUGAUAAAUCCCAAACGCAAAUAAGAUUUUGGACCAACAUUAACAAGGUGCCUUAGUCUUCUUGGUUGUCUCAAGAGUGAAGUCUAAGACUCUUGGAACUCUAGGCCCACAGAAGCUCGCUCCAUCUACGUGUCUGAACAAACACCCCAAUUUCUCUGUAUCACAUCAGCCGUGUAGGUCUCCGCCAUAAAAACACCCCAAUUUCUCUGUAUCACAUCAGCCGUGUAGGUCUCCGCCAUAAAAAUGUCCCCCAGUGUAACAGUGUGUGGAUGGUGACGUUUUUUUGGGGUCUUUCUUCUAUUCCCCCCCCCCCCAGUGCAAUGAACUCGGUCCUUAGACACCCCAACGGCAAACAGGGUUCUGUUUGACUAUCCUAUUGGUCUAAUCGUCUCCUUAAACGACCGUUCCCAUCCGAGCGCCACGUUGCUCAAGAGUUGCCUUAUUCACCGUUUUGCACAACAUUCGUUAUGUACAGCAUGGUCCGAUAACUCAAUGUGUUUUGUCAGAGAGUUGGCUUUCCUUGAAACCUUUCAUUAUCUGCAACAUGGUCCAAAUACUGUCUUGUCAAAGAGUUUGUUCCCCUUGCAACAUUUUGUAUUGUACAACAGGUCCAAAUACUGGGUAUUGUGUUAGACUCUCACGCAAGGAAAUAUAUAUUAAACAUAUCCAAACAUUUUAUGAUGGCCUACAUAAAUUUUCAAGGCCUUAUUGUAUAUUUUGUAAAUUUUUUUUUUUGAUAUUGCUGUAACAAAAAAGUUUUUUAUAUAUAAUGUUUUUAGGUCCAUAAUAUAGAUAUUGAUGUUAAAGCAAAGGAAAAAAAUAUUCUGGAAUUUUAGGCUAGUUAUAAUUAUUAUUAUUAUUAAUUAUUCAAUAUAAGAUUUUUGUUUCGGUUUGUUCCAUGUUAUAAUAUAAAAUUGUCAUUAUUUCGCCGUAAGUCUUAAGAGGACAUUAAACUGUUUUGUUUCUUUCCUCACACUUACUUCAUAAUCUCAUUGAUAGAUAGUAAAACUGUACUAACUACAGAACUUACAGAUACACGUGGAAUGUUUGAGACAUUUUUUUUGGUUAUGUAGAUAAGAGGUGGUAAUAAACGUAUUAUUAUCUCAGUUAUUCUAGGCCUUGUUGUAUCUUUGUUUUGUUUGAAUAGGCCUUUUGUUAUGUGAUUUCUUUAUGGUGAUAUUUGUUUUUAUUUGCCAUCGUUAUUUUUAUAACAAUGAGUUCUGUUUUAAGGUUUGUGUUAUAGUAAGGUUUGUGUUAUAGUAAGGUUUGUGUUAUAGUAAGGUUUAUGUUAAAGUAAGGUUUAUGUUAAAGUAAGGUUUAUGUUAUAGUAAGGUUUGUGUUAUAGUAAGGUUUAUGUUAAAGUAAGGUUUGUGUUAUAGUAAGGUUUAUGUUAAAGUAAGGUUUAUGUUAUAGUAAGGUUUAUGUUAAAGUAAGGUUUGUGUUAUAGUAAGGUUUAUGUUAUAGUAAGGUUUAUGUUAUAGUAAGGUUUAUGUUAAAGUAAGGUUUAUGUUAAAGUAAGGUUUAUGUUAUAGUAAGGUUUGUGUUAUAGUAAGGUUUAUGUUAUAGUAAGGUUUGUGUUAGAGUAAGGUUUAUGUUAUAGUAAGGUUUGUGUUAUAGUAAGGUUUAUGUUAAAGUAAGGUUUAUGUUAUAGUAAGGUUUGUGUUAUAGUAAGGUUUAUGUUAAAGUAAGGUUUGUGUUAUAGUAAGGUUUAUGUUAUUGUAAGGUUUAUGUUAUAGUAAGGUUUAUGUUAUAGUAAGGUUUGUGUUAGAGUAAGGUUUAUGUUAUAGUAAGGUUUGUGUUAUAGUAAGGUUUAUGUUAUAGUAAGGUUUGUGUUAUAGUAAGGUUUGUGUUAUAGUAAGGUUUGUGUUAUAGUAAGGUUUGUGUUAUAGUAAGGUUUGUGUUAUAGUAAGGUUUAUGUUAUAGUAAGGUUUGUGUUAUAGUAAGGUUUGUGUUAUAGUAAGGUUUAUUUUAUAGUAAGGUUUGUGUUAGAGACUUGCAACUGUGUUGUGAUAUUGACAUUUAUAUAGAUAGGCCUACACAUAAGUCUUGUGAAUAAGUCUUUUUCUAGUUUUUAGGCCAAGAAUAAACUCGAAAGAACAUUCAUUUCAGCUCUUUAUUGAUCUUAUUAGAAGCAUGUUUUAACGCAUGCAGAAGAUAAACAUAGCUAAAUAGUAGAUCUUAUCUAAAUGACUAUCAGUUUCAAUUUGUCUAUUUAUGCAAAUAGUUCAACAUUAAGUUAGUGACUUAGAGAGUACAUUUUAAAAAUCGCUGGCCUAAUGGUUCGUAAGCUCUAUAAUCAGAUGAACUCUUCCAAUAUAAAGAUUUAAAUCCUGAAAUACACAGUUGCCGUUCUCUUAAAUUUCAACUAUUUUAUUGUUGAAAAGUUAUAAACGAAACAAUCUUCUGUAAUAAAGAAUCAGGCGUAGAAAAUCAGAGUGGUCAAUUCAACUGCCACACUCGCGAAGCAGUUUGUUGUCAUACAUUCUCCAAGAAGUAUUCCUUAUGAAACAUUGUAUUGAAAGAACACUGACGAACAAGCAGACGAGAUGACAGGAUGAAAUGAUGAAACUAGGCAGAUGUGUUUAGAACACAGUAGAAGUGUCCUAUAUUCAAACAACUAGAACAGUCUACAACCACAGGUGCCAAGACUUGGAGGGAAAGAGGACGACAAAGGAAAGAGUGCAUUAACGUAGUGAAACAACUCAACGUCAGGUACUUCCCAUUACGCCUGCUACAUUUCCUUGCCAGUAGCAGAAAGUUGAAUCAAACUAAGUAGUCUUUUGUUACAUAUAAUUAUCUUGAAAUAUUUAAAUUAAAAGUAUUGAUAUUAACACUAAAAUAUGUAAUGUAUAUUUGUGAACGUAUGUUCCAUUCUUCAUUAAUGUAUAUGUAUAGAAUAUAUAUCUGUAUAAUUUGUAUAAUUCGUUUGGUUAUAUGAAUUUGACUAAUUAUAAAUCUACUUCGUGUU
This is a messenger RNA of Biomphalaria glabrata, 6384 nucleotides long. RefSeq lists its product as uncharacterized. Bases 837 to 1739 code for a protein of 300 amino acids. The record is from RefSeq and is a predicted model, not a curated record. Lineage: Eukaryota; Metazoa; Mollusca; Gastropoda; Planorbidae. The transcript is spliced from 5 exons.